UCCUUCAUACAUUUCCCAUUUCUUCUACUGCAAAACCCUAAUCACAUUCCCAACGCAAAUCAUCUUCUCUCCCACCACAAAACAAUGCCUCCAAAGCUCGAUCCAUCCCAGGUCGUCGAAGUCUACGUCCGUGUAACCGGAGGAGAAGUCGGCGCCGCCAGUUCCCUCGCCCCCAAGAUCGGUCCUCUCGGUCUCUCCCCAAAGAAGAUUGGAGAAGAUAUUGCCAAGGAAACCGCCAAGGACUGGAAGGGCCUCCGCGUGACAGUGAAACUAACCGUCCAGAAUCGUCAAGCGAAGGUUGCGGUGGUUCCAUCUGCAGCGGCGCUGGUCAUCAAGGCGUUGAAAGAGCCGGAGAGAGACAGGAAGAAAACUAAAAAUAUAAAGCAUAAUGGUAAUAUUUCUCUUGAUGAUGUGAUUGAGAUCGCGAAGAUUAUGAAGCCGAGAUCUAUGGCCAAGGAGCUUGCGGGGACGGUGAAGGAGAUUCUGGGUACUUGUGUUUCAGUGGGGUGUACUGUGGAUGGUAAGGAUCCGAAGGAUUUGCAACAGGAGAUUAAUGAUGGAGAUGUUGAGAUUCCUCUUGAAUGAGAUUUGAUCUUAUUUUAAUUCGGUAGUUUAUGUUUUGGUUUAUUUUGUUGAAUGAAGUUUUAUUUGAAAUUUAUAAAAUGGAAUUGAAUUGUUCUGCAAUUUUGAUAUUGGAAUUGAAUUGGUCUGCAAUUUUGUUAUUA
Molecule: messenger RNA, 725 nt
Organism: Vicia villosa (hairy vetch)
Lineage: Eukaryota; Viridiplantae; Streptophyta; Magnoliopsida; Fabales; Fabaceae
Product: large ribosomal subunit protein uL11
Exons: 1
Coding region: 85-585 (166 amino acids)
Biological process (GO): translation
Cellular component (GO): cytosolic large ribosomal subunit; ribosome
Molecular function (GO): large ribosomal subunit rRNA binding; structural constituent of ribosome
Source: RefSeq, a predicted model, not a curated record